AUGGCCGUAUCAGCCCGUUUGAGAACGACUGCCGAGGAUACAUCCAUUGCUAAAUCAACACAAGAUCCAAUUGGUGAUACAGAAAUCAGUGUAGCAAAUGCUAAGGGCAGCAGCGAUAGCAACAUUAAGAAUUCGCCAGGCGGAAACAGCGUUGGUCAGGAGUCGGAGCUAGAGCAUGUCCCUGAGGAGGAUGACUCUGGUGACAAGGAAGCAGAUCAUGAGGAUUCUGAGACAGCCACUGCGAAGAAGAGGAAAGCCCAACCAUUGAAGAAUCCGAAGAAAUCAUUGAAGAGGGGCAGAGUCCCGGCGCCUUUGAAUUUAUCGGAUAGCAACACUAAUACACACGGUGGUAAUAUUAAGGACGGCAACUUGGCUUCGUCUAACUCUGCACAUUUUCCUCCUGUUGCUAAUCAAAACGUGAAAAGCGCGCCCGCACAAGUUACUCAGCAUUCCAAGUUCCAGCCCCGUGUCCAAUACUUGGGAAAGGCCAGUUCUAGACAAUCUAUACAAGUGAAUAAUAGCAGCAAUAGUUAUGGGAAACCACACAUGCCCUCGGCGGGCAUCAUGAGCGCCAUGAACCCUUACAUGCCCAUGAAUCGCUACAUAAUGUCACCAUAUUAUAAUCCGUACGGUAUCCCUCCACCUCACAUGCUGAACAAGCCCAUAAUGACACCCUACGUGUCGUAUCCAUAUCCAAUGGGACCGCGGACCUCCAUUCCUUAUGCUAUGCAAGGUGGCAACGCUAGGCCCUACGAAGAAAAUGAGUAUAGUGCUAGCAAUUACAGAAACAAGAGGGUUAACGACUCAUAUGAUUCGCCUUUGAGUGGCACCGCUUCCACUGGGAAAACCAGACGAUCCGAGGAAGGCUCAAGAAAUUCUAGCGUAGGAUCAAGUGCGAAUGCCGGUCCUACGCAACAGCGCGCGGAUCUACGCCCAGCAGAUAUGAUACCUGCUGAAGAAUACCACUUUGAACGGGAUGCAUUACUCUCGGCCAACACGAAAGCCAGAAGCGCAAGCACAAGCACAAGUACAAGCACAAGCACAAACCGGGACAGGAGUUCAUGGCAUGAGGCAGAACCCAAUAAAGACGAAGAAGAGGGUACGGACUUGGCCAUCGAGGACGGAGCGGUCCCCACUCCCACUUUUACUACGUUCCAGCGGACCUCGCAGCCGCAGCAGCAAUCACCUAGUCUUCUUCAAGGCGAAAUCCGACUCUCAUCGCAUAUUUUUGCCUUCGAGUUCCCCCUGAGCUCUAGCAAUGUAGACAAGAAAAUGUUUAUGAGCAUAUGUAAUAAAGUAUGGAAUGAAUCAAAGGAGCUGACAAAAAAAUCAUCAUCACAUCACAGAACCGGAAAAUAG
This is a messenger RNA of Saccharomyces cerevisiae S288C, 1359 nucleotides long. RefSeq names its product Dig1p (gene DIG1). Bases 1 to 1359 code for a protein of 452 amino acids. Lineage: Eukaryota; Fungi; Ascomycota; Saccharomycetes; Saccharomycetales; Saccharomycetaceae. The transcript has a single exon. Gene Ontology annotation, cellular component: nucleus. The record is from RefSeq and is marked reviewed.